Messenger RNA from Protopterus annectens (West African lungfish), 2562 nucleotides. It is a transcript of the gene PRKCQ, whose product is annotated as protein kinase C theta. The record is from RefSeq and is a predicted model, not a curated record. Gene Ontology annotation, biological process: intracellular signal transduction; peptidyl-serine phosphorylation. Bases 1 to 2217 code for a protein of 738 amino acids. The transcript has 16 exons. NCBI's taxonomy places the organism in Eukaryota, Metazoa, Chordata, Ceratodontiformes, Protopteridae. Gene Ontology annotation, molecular function: protein serine/threonine kinase activity; ATP binding.
AUGCAUGAACAGGAAUUAUCAUCACAACAAUUACAACUACAACCAGAGGUGCAGUCCAAUGAGGUUCCAGAGAAAAGAAGUGAACUACCAUCUGAACCCAAGGAGGGAGGACCAGAACAACUUAAGGAUGAAGCAGUGGACAGGGGUGAGAGAGUUGAGGUACCUGGGGAACAGCAACAUCUACAUCUUAGGGCCACAAGCCUGCAGAUGGAUUUAUCUCUCAGGAUCUGGAAUCAUUCGAAGAAACCACUGACAGCACUUGAAGAAAAAGUGCUUAACAGAGGACUUACAUUUAUACUUCAGGGAAGGAGCAAUGAGACACGGACCAUCAUUGAUUUAAAAAUGUAUGCGAGAAAGCUGAAUUUGAAACUUCUAUUUCACAAGAAAACGGUAAGAAGUGAAAUACUCAACUUGUGUUUGUUACACAACAUAUUUCAAAUCAGCAAAUACAUUACUGGUAUUAAUAUAAAGGAUACCAAAGAGAAGGCUGAACCUGAAAAAGAAAGUUUUUUUGCAUUGCACCAGCGUCGAGGGGCAAUCAAACAGGCCAAAGUUCACAAUGUCAAAUGUCACGAGUUCAUUGCUACUUUCUUCCCCCAGCCAACCUUCUGUUCUGUCUGUCAUGAGUUUGUCUGGGGACUUAACAAGCAGGGCUAUCAGUGCAGACAAUGCAAUGCAGCUAUUCAUAAGAAAUGCAUUGAUAAAGUGAUUGCAAAAUGCACUGGUUCAGCAGUCAACAGCCGGGAGACCAUGUUCAACAAAGAGAGAUUUAAAAUUGACAUGCCACAUAGAUUCCGAGUGUACAACUACAAAAGUCCUACAUUUUGUGAACACUGUGGCACACUUCUGUGGGGACUGGCAAGGCAAGGGCUGAAAUGUGAAGAAUGCGGUAUGAACGUCCACCACAAAUGCCAGAAGAAAGUGGCCAACCUAUGCGGAGUUAACCAGAAAUUAAUGGCAGAAGCCCUAGCAGUGAUUGAGAGUGCACAGCAGGCACGCACACUUCGUGACCCUGAACAGAUUUUAAGGGAAGGGCCGAUUGAAAUUGGCCUGCCAUCUACAGUAAAAGACAUUAACAGAGUGCAACUGGAUAGUUCUACCUCAGUAAGAAAAGAAAUCCAAGGAAUAUUUUGGGAAUGCCCAGCUGAAAACACUACAACACAUGGAAGUUCUAUUGAUACUCUGCAGAAUAUGGAUCAAGGGAAGACACAGCUGAGAUUUGUUGUCGAUGAUUUUAUAUUGCAUAAAAUGUUGGGAAAAGGCAGCUUUGGAAAGGUGUUCCUCGCAGAACUAAAAAACACAGAACAGUUCUUUGCUAUUAAGGUUUUAAAAAAAGACGUAGUUUUGUUGGAUGAUGAUGUCGAGUGUACAAUGGUGGAGAAGCGAGUUCUAGCCCUGGCAUGGGAGCAUCCAUUCUUAACACAUCUGUACUGCACAUUCCAGACCAAGGAAAACCUCUUCUUUGUAAUGGAGUACCUAAACGGUGGGGACCUAAUGUUUCACAUUCAGAACUGUCAAAGAUUUGAAGUCCCAAGAACUACAUUUUAUGCAGCAGAGAUAAUUUGUGGCCUUCAGUUUCUUCAUUCAAAGGGAAUAGUAUACAGAGAUCUGAAGUUGGAUAACAUCCUUUUGGAUAAAAGUGGACACAUAAAGAUUGCUGACUUUGGGAUGUGUAAAGAAGGAAUGUUUGAUGAUGGAAAGACAACCACCUUCUGUGGAACACCUGACUAUAUCGCACCUGAGAUAUUGCUCGGUCAGAAAUAUGGCACAUCUGUAGACUGGUGGUCUUUUGGUGUACUACUGUAUGAGAUGCUGAUUGGUCAGUCACCUUUUCAUGGUCAUGAUGAAGAAGAGCUCUUUCAGUCGAUUCGUAUGGAUGAUCCAUACUACCCACGCUGGAUCAGUAAAGAUGCAAAGGAUAUUCUUGUUAAACUGUUUGUAAGAGAGCCUGAACAAAGACUUGGUGUUAAAGGAAAUAUUCGUCAUCAUAGCUUCUUCCGGGAGAUUCACUGGCAAGCUCUGGAAAACAAAGAGACAGAACCACCAUUUAAACCAAAAGUGAAAUCACCUAGUGACUGCAGUAACUUUGACAAGGAAUUUCUCAAUGAAAAGCCCAGACUGUCAUGCGCAGACAGAACCCUUAUCAAUAGCAUGGACCAAAACAUGUUCAAAAAUUUCUCAUUUAUUAAUCCUAAAAUGGAAAGAUUAAUGUCCUGAUAUUUUCCCACCAAAGUGUGUUUGAAUCAGAAAUAAAAAAAGAAACUGUAAGUGGGAAUAACGACAAAGGAGAACACGUUUGUACAACACUUCAAUCCGCAGCGGUUUACAUCCUCAUAAAAGACAUUAAUAUUUGCACUUGUGAAAGGCCAGUCCAGCGUAAAUGUGUAUCCUAUGUAAUGAUAUCACGUGGCAUUCAUUGUAAUGUGUGUUCCGUUUGUGACAUACUUAAGCUAGCAAUAGGAUGUCCCAGGUAUUUAUAAAACAUUAAUCUAAAAUAUAUCCACAAUUAUCAUACAUUUCUGUGUCUUAUAAAAAUAAACGUCUGACUUGUAACAAUUUGAA